Messenger RNA from Oreochromis niloticus (Nile tilapia), 3732 nucleotides. RefSeq names its product olfactory receptor class A related 5 (gene ora5). NCBI's taxonomy places the organism in Eukaryota, Metazoa, Chordata, Actinopteri, Cichliformes, Cichlidae. The transcript has a single exon. Bases 1199 to 2323 code for a protein of 374 amino acids. Gene Ontology annotation, molecular function: peptide binding; G protein-coupled receptor activity. Gene Ontology annotation, cellular component: plasma membrane. The record is from RefSeq and is a predicted model, not a curated record. Gene Ontology annotation, biological process: cellular response to hormone stimulus; G protein-coupled receptor signaling pathway.
GGUUCCUAAGAAAUUCAUUCAUUUUCACUUAAGAGGCUGUGGAAAAUUCUUUGCCUUGUCUUGAAGGCUUUUCGGGGGUGUUUCCACUAGGCAGGAGAGGGCGUGAGGGAGGGGGGGGGUCCCAGAAAUCGCAAUAAUCAGAAAUAGAAUCAGUAUAAAAAAAAAUGGUGCCCUGUGUCCUGCUACAGAUUUAUUACGUGAAAGUGGCAAUCAUUUUGUGUUGUUUUGCAAAGUGAAAAAAAAAAACAGCAUUUAUGCUCAAAAGUGUCAUUCCACAUAAUGAGUAUGUAGAAGGGCACUUUUCAAAAUCGUGCACACUGUAUUAUUUUAACUUUGUAACCAAUUAUCUUAGUUGCUUGCUGGGUAAUAUGAGCUAUAAUGAUGCAAUUUAUCACCAGAUGAAUAAAAAAAACUACAGCUUUAAAAACUGGGGGGAGCGACUGGUGCCACCUCCACCCCACCAGACACGCCCCUGCUGUGGUUUAACCAGGAAGACCAAGGGAUUAGAAGAUUUAAGGAUGCACAACAGUUAUAUUUUCAAGGUUUGGCAGGCAGAGGCAGAAACUUUGUCAAAUUAAAAGAGCAAUGUUCCUUGUCUAAUCGUUAAAAAAAAUAAAAAAUCAUGGAGAAAAUCACAAAGUCUAGCUACAAUACAAAAGAUGAUAAUUAGGACACUUUUGUGAUGAUUUUCUACACACCAAAGAUUAGUGCCAAUAAACUCUCAACUGCUGGCAGGAAUUCGUUCGGUCAGAGCUCCAUUCACAUGUCUUUGAACAAGCUUUACUUGGACUGUUGGGAAAUUAUGUAUUUGGUGGCCGGGGAUGACUGAGUGUUUCUGUUCUUUGUCUCCACAGAUGUCAAUUAUCAGAGGACUCACAGUUUUGGCUGCUGGCCCUUUAAUCUCACUGUUUGUUCACUGAACUUUCAGAUUUGGCUUUGGAUUUACCUCUUUCUGUGUUUUACUCAAAUGGCAGUUUCUAUAAUCUACCAGGGGAAGUUUCCUGGGAAGGCAUGACAUGAGAAACACACACAUCCAUCUCAGUGGGACUGCACAAUGAAAGCUCCAUGGGGUUGGGCCAUUUCUCCCCUUCUCUAUAAAUGUCUAACGCUAACAGCAUCCUCCUCAGAUUAUAUUAAGGUUGUGAAGCUCCCACACUGAUCUAAAGGCUGACAAGUUGUUGCCUGAUCUUGUGAAACAAUGGAAGAGUUGAUUGAAUCCAUCAUCAGAGGACUCAUGUUUAUUGCAGGGAUCCUGGGAAACAACUGGCUGGCUAUAUGCUCCCUGCCCAGGCACAAAUCCAGCAUCCGCACAAACGAGGUCCUUUUCAUCAAUCUGGCCAUCUCCAACCUCAUCACCAACUACCUGGUGGACCUGCCUGACACCAUGGCAGAUUUUGCUGGGCGAUGGUUCCUGGGGGAGACCUACUGCGGAGUGUUUUGCUUCUGUGCCGGCCUCUCUGAAACCAGCAGCAUCUUCACAACCUUCUUCAUCAGUGUUUUCUGGCACCAGAAGCUGGUCGGCUCCCUGAAACGAGGCGGCGCACCGGUGCAGAUGGACAGCCUGUGCCUCGUGGGCUGUCUGCUUGCUGGGAGCUGGACGGUGGCUGUGGUUUUCAGCGUCCCACACUUCUUCUUCUUCACACUGGAGGGGGCAAAUGACAGCCAUGAAGACUGCAUAGAGAUCUUCCCUAAUCCAAAUGCUAGGCAAACAUAUGAAGCAAUUUAUUUAACCCUGGCUAACGCUUUACCUAUGGCUGGGAUUGUAUUCGCCAGCGCCCAGAUUGUCAUCACUCUGCUUCAAAACCACCAACGUAUAAGGAGUCAUAACUCUGAUCAAACCAAGGAGAUGGUUAAAGAGGAACGAAAGAGGUUUGAGAGCAAACGCAACAAGGCGUCAGUCAGCAUCAUCUCUGGUCCAACCAGCUCAAAAGAUCUCAGAGAUUCUACAUCUACAAACCACAUUUAUACAGGUGUGCCUGCUCCUUCCUCUCCAAACCGCCAGCCAUCGGGCCAUAGUCUCCGCAACGCUCCCCAGAACUGCAGCGUUGGAGCUCAGCCAAAUCUCUCGAGGCCCUCUCAGAUACCAUCUAAACCCCAUCCGAACUCGAGCACUCAGGUGAGAGCGGCCAAGAGCGUGGUGGCUGUAGCCAGCGUGGUGCUGGUAUGCUGGCUGACUCAUUUGCUUCUGCACAUUACUAACAACAUCCACACUUCAUCAAUAGUAGUGGAGGUGUCCAGCUACAUCGCAGCCUCCUACACGUGCAUCAUUCCCUACAUCUUCCUGCACGGAGUGAAAAAACUCACUUGCUCAUCCAAAAGAUAAAAAUGACUUCCAGCUCUUUCUCUUGAUCCUCAGUGUACUCUCUUUUUACUCAGCUGUCCAACACAUUAUAUCAAACUGCUUCACUGUUUAUUCAUACAUUUUAUUUCUCCUGCACUAUAAAAGGCUAGAUCCAAAUCGGUCAGAGAACAUCGUUUUACAAAGUGGACAUAGAAGUCAGAACUCAGACCUAUUUUAAGCAAAUAUUUUGAAGGCUUUGCAAUGCCCACAGCUGCCUCUACACUUCUGAGAGAAGCACGAUAUAUUCAAGACCUCCUGACUAUCAUUUAAAGAGUGGAAAAUUCAAUAUGACAAGUGGCCCUCACCUACUUAGAACAAGCUCUCUGGUGAUUUCAGAGUGACAGAGUGUAAAUGGUUUCAAUGUGACUGGUUGUACGUGUACAGAAGGUACUGUCAUCUUUAUUGUAUCCGAGAUUACAUCAUCACAAAUAAAAGAUGGCAUUUGGCUUGUUCCAAUAGUUUGCCAUAUGUUCAGUUUGCUACUUCUCAGCUAUAAAAACACAUAUCUGACAAUCAUGUGUCUAAAACAAUCAAAUGGAAAAUGUUUACACAUACUCAAGGAAAACCCUGUAUUUGUUCUGGCUUAGUUUUCUACAAAAACAUUUAAGCAUUAGGAAAACACUAUAAAGAUGCAAACCUUCAGACAUUUUCCCCUCACAGACAUUAUGCAUGGCUUACUAUGCUGGAGCAUGUCCAAGUAUACCAACAAAAAUCAACCCAACAUCAGGUCAAAAUCAGUUUAUUUCUCAUGAGGCUAAGAAUUAAAACACAAUUGUGUACUCCAGCACACAGCUAAUUGUAAUUUAGCAAUUACUGCCUUGUAGGGCUGAUGUUUCUAAGAAAGCAUGAGUGCGGGAUUCAAUUAAAGAUAAUUAUGUAAACAGUGUCACAUCCACCCAAAGCAAUUAAAUGCCCCUUUCUGCUGAUAAUUUGUAAAGUUUCACACAGAUAUAUUUCAACCAAGAACAUGUGUGUCUAGUUCACAGACACAGUUUCUGUGUAGUGUUUUGAAAACAUCCUCAAAAGUGCUGUUUUAUUUCAUUAAAAAUGAGUUUUAUUUAUUUUUCUUCCAAGUGGGCCAGAGUUUGCAGUGUUAAAAAAUCAUUCUGCUUUCAAAACAAUCACAAAAAAGCACUCACACACAAUGGCACUGUUAAAUCUAACGCCCAAGCAGACAAAACAUUCAUUGUAAUUAAUAAAAUGAAAUGUGUAAAUGACUUGCGGCAGAAAAGACGGCAUUAUGGCCAAGUUAUGUACAUAAUUACAACAUAUAAAACUAAACUGUUGGCAGACAGGCAAUAGAACAAUCAAAAUCAUUCCCCUGUGAAGAAAUGGCUUCAGUCGGGGACAUUUUACCAGAAAAAUCAACCCUGCAUUUCCACUAUAACCAA